GGCAGUGCGGAUCCUUAGGACUCGCCGGGCCGCGAGGCAGAGGAACGGGAGCGCCCCGGGGACCCAGAGGCCUGGGCACGGGCGGCGGGGCUGGGCGCGCCAUGGAGUACGUGCUGUUCGUGCUCUACUUCUCCUUCUUCCUCUGCCUCUGCGCCCUGGUCUGCCUGUACUUCUCCGGCUGCCAGGAGAUGACCUACCGGCAUGAAGAAGCAUGUUGUGGAGACAUUUUUUGGAUUUGAUGAGGAGUCUGUGGACUCGGAAACCUUGUCAGAGACGUCCUGCAACACAGACAGGACGGACAGGGCCCCGGCCACCCCCGA
Messenger RNA from Myotis daubentonii (Daubenton's bat), 320 nucleotides. RefSeq lists its product as uncharacterized. The record is from RefSeq and is a predicted model, not a curated record. Lineage: Eukaryota; Metazoa; Chordata; Mammalia; Chiroptera; Vespertilionidae.